AUGAAGUUAUCUACUGUUGUUGUGCUACUGGGAUCCUCAUCCCUAGCUUUAGCUGCUCUAUCUGCCGAAGACCUUGCUGAACUGACUGUUAUAUUUAGUGAUAUUAACAAAAACGGUGAUUCUUACACCAAUUGGAUUUUAGAUUCUGGUAUUGAUAUGCCAAUGGAUGUUCUUCCAAUUCUUAUGGGUGUCGAAACUGCUACCGAUUCAUCUUACACUACAUACCUUGAUCAAUUAAAUGAUGCUGAUGUUAGUGCUUUCGAAGGUGUGGCUACAUCUGUUCCAUGGUACACCUCUUACUUAUCAUCAGAAAUUGCUGUUGCUGUUGCCAAUGCUAAUGCCGAAGCUGAAACUACAGCUGCCACUUCUGCUGCCACUUCUUCCGCUGUUGACUCUUCUUCCGCUACUUCCAGUGUCGUUGAAUCUUCUGCUGCUUCUGCUGCUGCUUCAAGUAACGCUGCUACUUCUAGUGCCGUUGAAUCUUCUGCUGCUGCUUCAAGUAACGCUGCUACUUCUAGUGUCGUUGAAUCUUCUGCUGCCGCUUCAAGUAACGCUGCUACUGCCGAAUCUUCAGCUGCAACCUCCAGCGUUGCCUCCUCUGCUGUAGCUGAAUCUUCUGCUGCUUCUGCUGCUGCUUCAAGUAACGCUGCUACUUCUGCCUCUGCUGCUACCGAUGCUUCUACUGCUUCCUCUGCUGCUGCUACCGAUGCUUCUGCUGCUACUUCUGCCACUGACGCUACUUCUGUUGCUCAAGCUUCUUCUUCUGCUGCUUCAAACCAAGUCUCUUCCGUUGCUUCAUCUGUCAUUGCCUCUUCUGCUGCUUCAAGUAACAUCACCGCUUCUCAAGAAACUGUCACUAACACUUUGACUGAUAUCAGCAGUGAAACUACUACUUUCUGCCCAGAAAGUGGAGAUGUUACCGCUACUGCUUAUGCUAAUUCUACUAAGACUGUUACUGUUUGUGAUGAUGCUUGUAAAUCCAGGAAGGCUGCCGAAGCUACUACCACCAUCAACUCACUAACAACAGCUACUGUUACCAAAUGUGAUGAAGCUUGUCAUGCUUCUAAGUCUGCCGCCUCUGCCGCCUCUGCCGCUGCUGCCACUGUUACCAACACUCAAAUUACCACUGCUACCAUUACUUCUUGUGAUGGAGGUUGUCACGCUUCCAAAUCUUCUGCUUCCGCUGCUUCUGUUGCUUCCGCUGCUUCCGCUGCUUCUGCCGCCUCUGUUGCUAAGGAAAAUGGUGUUGCUGGUUCUGCUUCCACUACAGUUCAAGUUCAAGUUCAAACUUCUACUACUUCUACUCAAAGCAUUGCUGUUCAAAACGCCAACAAUGCUAUUAAGCAAUCUGCUGGUCUAGCUGGUCUUCUAGGUGCUGUUGCAAUUUUCCUAUUAUAG
This is a messenger RNA of Maudiozyma saulgeensis, 1398 nucleotides long. Lineage: Eukaryota; Fungi; Ascomycota; Saccharomycetes; Saccharomycetales; Saccharomycetaceae. The record is from the annotation of a GenBank genome assembly.